Molecule: messenger RNA, 199 nt
Organism: Dovyalis caffra
Lineage: Eukaryota; Viridiplantae; Streptophyta; Magnoliopsida; Malpighiales; Salicaceae
Source: the annotation of a GenBank genome assembly
GUCUGAGAAAGGUGGGGGCCAAAUGAUGACCAAAAGAAUGUUUCAUGAAAGAGGGUCAAGAUCCAUGUCAACCCCCACCAAGGGGGAGGAGCCUCCUUUUAAAAGGGAUGGCAAAUUGUCUUUUGUCUAUUAUACGGAUUUUAGGCGAGCAGGCCAAGAUCGUCAAACUUGUGACUUAUCAAAGAAGACCAUCGAUUAG